Amborella trichopoda is the source of this 938-nucleotide messenger RNA. Its product is annotated as Ribosomal protein L25/Gln-tRNA synthetase, anti-codon-binding domain-containing protein. Gene Ontology annotation, biological process: translation. Gene Ontology annotation, cellular component: ribosome; cytosolic large ribosomal subunit. Gene Ontology annotation, molecular function: 5S rRNA binding; structural constituent of ribosome. Lineage: Eukaryota; Viridiplantae; Streptophyta; Magnoliopsida; Amborellales; Amborellaceae. The record is from RefSeq and is a predicted model, not a curated record.
UCGACUGAUCUAGUCGGGUUAGAACACCCGAUUUUCCCUUCACAAACCAAGCUAAGGGCGUGAGGGUGGGACGACGCAGAGGCAAAGACACUCCAUUCAGAGAGAUAGUGGGUUAGAGAGAGCGAGUUAAAAGAUGUUACGGAAAAGCAAUCGCGCCAUGGAGCUUCUAAUGAACUCGAGGAAGCUUCUGGAAGCUAGGGUUCAUACCACCACCAUCCAAGCAGUGCCAAGGGAGCUGAUUGGUCCCAGGGUCGCAGCAAAAGAGAGGGCUCAGGGAAGGAUCCCUGCUGUUGUGUUUAAACGGGAGAAUGGCGUCGCAGUUUCAAGAAAGCAGCUCUUGACGACAGAGAGAAAGCAGAUUGUUUCGGUGCUAAAAUCGUUUAAAGAGGAGCCUUUCUUUUUGUCCAGGACAUUUCGCCUUCAAAUACGAGCUGGUCCUGGUUCUUGUAAGCUUCUUGAAUCCGGCAAUGUAUUGCCCAUUAAGGUUCACCGUCGCCCAGAUAAUGGUGAGGUGCUCAAUCUGGUUUUUGUAUGGGCUGAUGAGGGUAGUGAACUAAAUGUUGAUGUGCCCAUCGUCUUCAAGGGAGAGGAAUGUUGUCCAGGGAUUCAGAAAGGCGGUUAUCUAAACAAGAUUAGAACCUCUCUAAAAUACCUCUGCCCAGUUGACUGCAUCCCCCCACAAAUCGACGUAGACCUGAGCAGCCUGGACAUUGGGGACAGGGUUUUCAUGAAAGAUAUUCAGGUUCAUUCUUCGUUGAAGCUUCUUAGUAAAAAUGAUAAUAUGCCCAUUUGUAAGAUAGUCGCCACACAAUCACAGGUACCAUUGGAAGCUUAGGAGAUGGAAUUUUGUUGUGAGAAUUAAGGUUCUGAAUAAACAUAUAAAAAUAUUUUCAGAACUUAUGGUUUUAAUGGAAGGAGAGAGUUCACCAUGUUACUUA